GCCGCAGCUGACGGCAUGAGGCGCGAUCCGACCCCCGGCUUCUCCAUGCUGCUCUUCGGGGUGUCUCUCGCCUGCUACUCCCCCAGCCUCAAAUCGGUGCAGGACCAGGCGUACACCGCGGCCGUGGUGGUGGAGGGCAAGGUGCAGGCGCUGCCCCCCCCGCCUGGCAGCGGCAAUGGCACCCGCGAGCCGCCUGCCUCCUCUGGGGGGGUCCUGGUGAAAGUCUUGGACCUGUGGCCCCGUAACAGCGGGGGGCUGCAGCGUGAGCAACUGAUCAGCGUGGGCAGUGCGGGCUCCCCGGCGCCCUGCUUCAAAGUGAAGAGGAACCACCGCUACAUCUUCUUCCUGGAGCCCACCGAGCAGCCCCUGGUCUUCAGGACAUCCUUCGCCCCCUUGGACACCAGCGGCAAGAACCUCAAGAAGGAUGUGGGCAGGAUCCUGUGCGCAGACUGCGCUGUUCCUCCCAAACUGAAGAAACUGAAAAGCCCAAAUGUUCACAUCGGGGAAAAAAUUUCACUGAAAUGUGAGGCUACUGCAGGGAAUCCCCAGCCCUCCUACAAGUGGUAUAAAGAUGGCAAAGAACUGAAGAAGAGCAAGGACAUCCGAAUAAAAUAUGGGAAUGGCAAAAAAAUUUCCAGGCUGCAGUUCAAUAAGGUGAAGCUGGAAGACGCUGGGGAGUAUAGCUGUGAAGCCGAGAAUGUGCUAGGGAAAGACACAGCAAAAGGCAGCCUUAAUGUGAGAAGUGUAGCGACCACACUCUCCUCCUGGUCAGGACACGCCAGAAAAUGCAAUGAAACAGCCAAAUCCUAUUGCGUCAACGGUGGGGUGUGCUACUACAUCGAAGGGAUCAAUCAGCUGUCUUGCAAAUGUCCAAAUGGAUUCUUCGGACAGAGAUGUUUGGAAAAACUGCCUUUGCGAUUGUACAUGCCAGAUCCUAAGCAAAAAGCUGAAGAGCUCUAUCAGAAGAGAGUUUUAACCAUCACUGGGAUCUGCGUUGCAUUGCUUGUGGUUGGAAUAGUAUGUGUGGUCGCUUACUGUAAAACCAAAAAACAACGAAAACAAAUGCAUAACCAUUUACGGCAAAAUAUGUGUCCCGCCCAUCCGAACCGGAGCCUUGCCAAUGGCCCCAGUCACCCCCAGCUGGAUCCGGAGGAAAUUCAGAUGGCUGAUUAUAUUUCUAAAAACGUUUCUGCCACUGACCAUGUGAUACGGAGGGAAACAGAGACGACGUUUUCAGGAAGUCAUUCCUGCUCCCCAUCUCACCAUUGCUCCACAGCUACUCCAACUUCAAGCCAGAGGCAGGAAAGCCACACAUGGAGCUUGGACCGCACAGAGAGCCUGACUUCUGAUUCGCAGUCUGGUAUGAUGCUCUCUUCAGUGGGAACCAGUAAAUGCAACAGCCCUGCCUGUGUCGAGGCCCGCACCCGGCGAGGAGCUGCGUAUUGCAUUGAGGACUCGAGAAGACCCACGAUGCAAUACAGGGAUUCUGUGGAUUCGCUGCGAGACUCGCCACACAGCGAGAGGUAUGUGUCUGCUCUGACAACACCAGCACGUUUGUCUCCUGUCGACUUCCAUUACUCACUCACUGCACAGGUACCUACCUUCGAGAUCACCUCCCCCAAUUCUGCUCACGCGGUGUCCCUUCCACCUGCGGCACCCGUUAGCUUCCGAGUGGAAGAGCAGCAGCCUUUACUGCGACGCUAUCAGGUGCCCUUCCAGGAUAUGCAGAGAUAUGACAGUUACUACCAAAGGAAGAGCUACUUGAAUGAGAGCAUGGGGAGCCUGCCUUCGAGCCCCUUCCGCAUCACGGAGGAUGAUGAGUAUGAAACGACACAAGAGUACAUCCCAGCACUAGAACAACCAAAGAAAACAGCGAGCAACAACAGGCGGUGGAAAAGAUCUAAACUCAACGGGCAGGUCUCACACAGAGCCCGGACGGUCAGAGACUCCUUCUCAGGAAGCAGUGCUUCAUAUAGUGAGUCUGAUGAGGAGCUCAUGGCGGAGAGCACCCCGUUCUUAAGCAUUCAAAACACUGAGGCAAUGAACACAGAUUCGCCACCGCUGUAUCGGCCGGGAGACAGCAGGACUUACUAUUCCUUCGAGAGACAAAGCGCACAGUUGGAGAGCGGGCAAAGCAGAUCGACACACACAAGACCCAAACAGGACUCGGCUCCUCUUUAGAAGCCACACAAACUCACACACCCACAAACACACCUGUAUCAAAAAGGAGGAAAGAUAUUUUUAUUUUGUAUAAAAGAGGAAAAAAUAUAACAAAUCAAAUGUUUUAUUUUCAUUUUAGCAAAGUUGUCUUAUAAUAGCUAACAGCAAAGACUUUUUUAUAGGGAAUCUCUAUUUAUAUGUAACAUCUUGACUUACAGCUUCCGAGAGAAAAAAACACAAACAAAACAAAACAAACAAACAAACAAAUAAAUAAAUAAAAGAUGGGCCAAUUUUUGACAACUUAAAAAUAGAAAAACAAAAUCGUGGUGCCUUUUUUGCUGUAUGCUAAUACCAGAGUCCAUGCUGAGGAUUACGUUUCAGUAGCAUUCUUAAGAUCAUAGGUUUUAGUUCAAGACAACUUACCAUGUUAAGGGCACUUUCCCAUUUGAAAAAACAGCACCCUCCCCUUUGCCCCAUCUCUGGAUGUUUAUGAUCUCGUUCUUGAAAACAUUGUUAUAACACACACAAAUGACGUGUGUAUGUAUAUUCUCAUUAAUACCUCCUAAGGGGAAUCCAUCUUGCCCACUCCAAUAGUUGUAGUUUUGCUUGUUUCAGGAUGGGGAAAUUACAUACCAGAAUGCAGAAAUAAUGGGUUGUUUUUUUCAACAUCGGUAGGAAAAGGGGAAAAAAGCAUACAGUAGCAACAACCCUUGCAAUAUAUUUGUUGACUGUGUUACUUGUGGGGUCCCAGGUAAAACUCACUCAUUUUGGCACAGUUUUGUGAAGUUGUAGUCAAAUGAAUAAAACGUUUACAUGGAUGUGGUAAAAUAUUAUGUAUUUAUAUAUGGUUGAAUCCACUUUAUUGGUGCAGACCCUGAUGGGAAGGGAAACAGCCCACUGCAGCAGUUACAGACAAGCACUCUUGACUGGUCAAUUGUUUUAAAAGGUGGCAGUACAGUAUUGCAAGAAACAACGUGAAGCUUAGACAGAGUUACAUAUUGGCCAUGAUAGUACGGAAAAGUAGAGCAAAGGACAUGGAGAAGUUAGUGACAGCACGACCACCAGUAUAGCCCUGCUAGUUGCUGUGCAUCAGCUAUAGAUAGUGUUGAGUGUGCUCCAUAUGCAAUUGAUCCCUUUUUAAAGUCACUGCAAUGCAUCCCCAGAACCCUGCCUCUGGCCAAUGAAACAGGCGGGCAAUGUAGCAGGAAAGCCAUUCAGUGGAUUCUUCUGUAUCCAUGUGCCGUAUAUUGUAAAGAAAGUUGUUAUUGUAAUGUACCAGUGUUAACAUAAUAACUUGCUAUCAAAGAUGGACAUCAUGUUUGGGGCAGCCCUGGCCCCUGGACCCGUGGCUCAAAGAGACAGUGCUGUGUGUCCAAUCAGCGGAACAUUCACAUGUGAAAGUGCCCCUCCUUUCAGUUCACUGCAGCAACCCUGUUUACAUUGUAGCCUGACUUAUUUCUUUUUAUAUUUUCACUUCUGCAUGUCCUUUGCAUUUCAGAUACUGUAGAUUGGAUGCAUGGUGAAGCUGUGACUGAGAAGAUAAUACAACAACUGACAGUGUAUUUCAUUUAACUUUUAGCAAUAAAGUAACUAAACCCUCUAUUCUUCACCCACAAUGGGGUCAAAUGGAAACUCUGCUAAUUAGUCAUAAGAUGAUUGUAAACAUUUGC
Messenger RNA from Chelonoidis abingdonii (Abingdon island giant tortoise), 3830 nucleotides. RefSeq names its product neuregulin 2 (gene NRG2). Gene Ontology annotation, molecular function: signaling receptor binding. The record is from RefSeq and is a predicted model, not a curated record. NCBI's taxonomy places the organism in Eukaryota, Metazoa, Chordata, Testudines, Testudinidae. Gene Ontology annotation, biological process: animal organ development; nervous system development; intracellular signal transduction.